UGAUUUCUGAAAGCAUAUAAGUUUCUUUCUAUUUGUGUUACAGGACCUGAUUCUUCCAUCUUUUAUUGUUCCAUUUUUCCAUAUGGACCACAUGUUUUUUGAUUAAAAGUAGGAUAUUUAUCAAGAAUCCAAGUUAUCUAACCCAACUUGAAUUAUAUCUUUGCACAACAGAUGCUAACUGGAGCAAGUUGUUUGAACAUGACAUUUGUGUUCUUAUUUUCCAGCAUCUCAAACAUCUAUUAAAAAAAAAAGUUCAGAAAUGACUCUUCAUUAGAUGCCUUAUAUUGAACACAUACUACUUUGAUAUUUGGCUAUUAAAUCGAUCAUAUGAAUUACUCUCAAAUCCACAUUUAAACUCGCACUCUAUCCCUCGCCUGUGUAAAGACAAAAAUACCCUCCUGCCCAUUAGUUUUAAGACCAAAAUUUGCUUGGUUUCUUAAUGGGCCUAGUGGGCUUAGUGGGCAUAAGGCUUAAUUUGGUAAGGUAUAUAUGGUUGUUUCUUUUUGACUUAAUACAUACAUAAUGACUUAAUGAAAUGAAGGGAUAAUGAAGAAUGAAAUAGAGUUGUAUUAAUGAAUAGAACCUUGGGAUCUUUUGUUUUUGUAGGUAUUAUUUGUGUAUAAGUCUUAUUUGUGUGUUACUAUACGGUUGUAAUUAAGUACUUAAUGAAGGACUUAAUGGACUUAAAAGAAAUCGUGGAGUAGGUAUAUGAUUGUUAAGGAGUAGCAUGAAUAUAUAUAUACACAUGGGUCGGGUCGAGGUGACACACAACACCUUUUGUCAUGUAGUAUGAAAACUAUAUUAUUAAAGUAAUAAUAUAAUUCUUUUAAAUAAAACUAUAUAUUAUGAAAGUAACGUCGGUGUCACUAAAAAAGACAUUUCGUUUUGCAUUCAGACCACAAAUAGUUAAAUCCAAAUCACAUUCCAACUUGUACAACAUAUAAUCCAAGAUGCAAAAUAAUAAUACCAUCUCUGGAAAUAACAAUUUUGCUUCUACUCAUAUCAAAUUUUCACAUUUAAAGUUUUUUAAGUUUUUUUUAAAUGUUUUUAUCUUUCAUAAUAUUAAAGUAAAUUUAUUAAUAUUUUAUAAGCUGUGAUUUUUGUCCUUACUAUAUUUUAAACCUUUUUUUUAAACAUAAUUAAAAUGAAUUGCAAAUGAAUUAUCUAUCACAUGCAUGGAAUCACUUAAAAGAAGUAUCGGAGUGUAGUUGGAUGUGGUCUGGCUCUCGUACUGGCAUUAGGUAUUGGUCUGAUGAUUUGUUUGCAGAAUAAGAUGAAAAUUCAGAUGUGUUUGUUGAAGACUCAGAUGAGGAUUCGGACGACGAGGACGCCGAUCAAGAGUUCCGUAUUUUUUUAAUAAUGGUUUAUCAUUUUUAUUAUGUAAUUUUUAAUUAUGUUUUCUAAGUUUUAUUAUGAAAUCUUAAUUUUUAAAUAAUGAGAUAUUUUUAUUUUAAUUAAUUUUUGAGUUUAUUAAUAUAUUUUUUUAAUUUAAUUUAUUUUUGAAUUAUAAACUAUAAAAAUAAAUUAUUUUUAUUCUUAAAAUAAUAAAAGAUAGUGAAAUGUGAUUAUUUCCUGGGUUUUGACAAGUGAAAUAUGAAUAUAAGAAAAAGUGAGUAGGGGGGGAGUAAUGGGGUGUGAAUAGACUCUCCAACUUUACAUAAUAGUUAAUAUUAAUUAAUUUCAAAUAUAGUAGCAUUAUUUGUGCAAUUUGCCAUAAAAAUGUUAGAUUUAUUUUAUUUUUUUUCAAACAAGAAAAUCUUCCCUCUCCCCCUUCUCCAUAGGCGAUACCUGAAACUUCUGAAGAAGCUUCACGCACCAGGUCCUUGUCUCGUCUCCUCACAAUUGAUAUCUGCGGUUUAAAAUUUUAUCCACUGUCUACUCUCGUUAUAAUUGACAACUGUUAGACAAUAGAUCAGAUCGUUAUUCCUUGGCAAAAUGGCGACUGAAUCAUCGGAGGGAGAAGAAGAAACGAAACUCACGGGAGGGAAUCCGCAACUGGUGGUAGAUGGCGACCUCCGUGAGAUGGCAAAGAUGGCUGCUUGGAGCGUAAGCUCUUGUAAACCCGGCAAUGGUGUCUCUUCUCUUCGAGACGACAAUUACGAAACCUAUUGGCAAUCAGAUGGCGCACAACCACAUCUCGUUAACAUUCAGUUCCAAAAGAAAGUUAAACUUCAAUUAGUGGCGCUUUAUGUUGAUUUCAAUCUCGAUGAGAGUUAUACACCUAGUAAGAUCUCAAUUCGUGCUGGAGAUGGUUUCCAUAACUUAAAGGAGAUAAAAACAGUAGAACUUGUGAAACCAACUGGUUGGGUACACAUAUCUUUAUCUGGAAAUGAUCCUCGGGAAGCUUUUGUAAAUACCUUCAUGUUGCAAAUUGGUAUACUGUCGAAUCAUCUUAACGGGAGGGAUACACACGUCCGCCAGAUAAAAGUUUACGGACCGCGACCGAAUCCUAUUCCACAUCAACCAUUUCAGUUUACUUCAAGUGAAUUCAUUACUUACUCAACUGUGAGAUGAAGAAAAUUUAAAAGGCUUGUUGGAUUGUGAUGGUUUACAUGUUAGUUAACUUAGCUGUACCAUUUUAAAUUUAUGGUUAAAGGUUGCUCAAUAUGGUUUUUUUAUUUUUGGAAAAGAAUGGUGUUUAAUGUGUGAUUGAUAACAUUGGCCAUAUGCACUGUUUCUUUUUUUGUCCAAAAUGGGUCAUUUCUUCCCCAAUGAAAUGUUUAUUUAUUUAUUUAUUUAUUUAUUUAUUUAUGUAAGAAUGGUGGUUUACUUGCAUGAGAAUUUA
Molecule: messenger RNA, 2785 nt
Organism: Lactuca saligna
Lineage: Eukaryota; Viridiplantae; Streptophyta; Magnoliopsida; Asterales; Asteraceae
Source: the annotation of a GenBank genome assembly